Messenger RNA from Haliotis rubra (blacklip abalone), 1806 nucleotides. RefSeq names its product lateral signaling target protein 2 homolog. The coding region runs from base 186 to 1523 and encodes 445 amino acids. The transcript has 10 exons. Gene Ontology annotation, molecular function: metal ion binding. Lineage: Eukaryota; Metazoa; Mollusca; Gastropoda; Lepetellida; Haliotidae. The record is from RefSeq and is a predicted model, not a curated record.
GACGAUUUACACUUAACACCGCCAUGAAAACACAAUGAGGCUGUGCGUCGUUAAAGGCGAAGCCCCGUGUGUUGUUUAAUGGCCAUGUGGAGAGAAUAUUUCCCACCUUAAUCAUUCAGAACGGAUGAUAGCGGGCUGCAGUCUUCCAUUCGUCCAUUUAAUGUGUUUAGUGUUGAAACGAAGUCAUGAGCGACGAAGACGACCCGGGUACAGUGACAGUGUUUUCUGGACGAGGACAUGAAAUCCCGGAGUUAUGGUUGAAUAAAUUCGAGACUUGCGCCAGUCUAAAGACGUGGUGUGUUAGUGACUCAGUCCUUCAGUUUCGACAACGUUUGGCAGGGAGAGCUGCAGUAUGGUAUCUGUCUCUUGGCACGUCACAGACUGAAACCUUUGAAACAUUGAAACAAGCGUUUCGAUGCCACUUCUUUAGAGCUGAGAUAGAUCCGUAUCGUUUACGGUUAGAUCUUGAAGCCAGGCAACAGGAACCGGACGAAUCUGUGGAAAGCUAUCUCCAUCACAAGAUGGUAUUUUUGUAUCAGUCCAAUAAGCUGGAUCCGGAAUCCUCAGAGGCUAUAGACCUAAUAUAUAAUGGAUUCCACCCCGGACUUCAAGAACGCUUGUGUCGAGAUAAUAUCAGCACUUUACAGGACCUACAAAUAUGUGCAAGGAAAAAGUAUGCGGAACUUUUCAAACCUUGUGGCAGAGUAGUAAGAAGAAGAAACCAUCGGACAAAUUCAUUUGAAGGAGACAACGUCGUGACUGGCGUGACGGGCGGGAACAUACACACUGCCAACACCGCCGGUAGUGUCCGGGGCGGCAUGGGAAACACCAACGUCAUCUACAUGUACGUCUACCAAGUGAUGUCUGAAGAUGUGGCAACACUGCUCUGCUCUUGUAUUGGAAGUAUUGGAACGGAUGAAGAAACGGAUGAACCAGGCAAUAGAAACCCUACAUCUACAAUCGACUCCGAGGGUAAGGAGCGGCUUGUGGACGCCCUGUUAGAAUCUCUCAGUGAUGGGUCCUCUAACAUCGUGAUCCGUAAGGGUGGUACCAAUGAACAGGGUGAUCGGCCUCACGGUGGUGACUUAAAAGACGCUUCCAUCAAUGAUUCAUUCAAUGCUGAUGCUGAUCAUGUCGACGAAGACCUACCAUUCCGCUUUGAAGAUGAAAAUUCAUAUCCCAAGUUCACGGCCGAGCUUAACCGGUGUGUUAAAGACAUCCACAGUUUGCUGUCCAGCACCAAGGAAGAUGAAGAGAAAAAUGCACCGAUUGAUGACACUUCUGAUACAGAUAAAAGGUCAGAAUCGGAUACGAGAAGGAGAACGGAUCCAGUAUCGGUGCCGGACGACCAGGCUCCUCGGUGCAUGCAGUGUUACGUCAAGUUUACUGUUUUUAAACGAAAACACCACUGUCGAAAAUGCGGUUUCGUUGUGUGCAAGACGUGCUUAACAACAGAAAAUUCGGAGAAGGUAUGUAAGGCUUGCUACACGGAACCGUCAACUGAAUACUUGAGAAUUGUCUGAAUACAGACCGAAGUCAACAGACAUAUCGGAAGGACAAGAUAUUGUGUCGCGUAUCCAGAUCUUUCCAAGAACUAUCCACUAUCAGAUUAGGUCAAAGUGAUCAUGAUACAAGAUAUCCUGACAAUGCCCGACAAAAAGGCACAGAAGUUUUGUGACUGACACUCUUUGUAAAUCCUGCUGACCUCGACCUUUAAUCUCCGGCACACACAAAGCGGCAAAGCAAAUAUUGCAGUAAUGUAUAAUGCUAAAGGUAUACCAUUCUUGUAAUACAUCCUUAAUUGUU